CCAGCGUAGGUCGUAACCCUAAAACCAGAACCAGUGUCGCAGUAACACAAAAAUAUCUCUCUGGAUCGAGCUCGUGACUCAUUUUCAUUUCCCUCUCAUCAUCCUCACAUCACCACACUCGCGCUUCCCUUUUACACCUCAUGGCGGAGGAAGAAGUUGUGGCACCCGCUGCUAGCCCCGUUCCCUCUGAUCACAAGCGCAAACUCGAAGAUCUGCAAUCUCAACCUCAACCUGCCGAACAACACCCUCUCGAAUCCAAUGCCAACUCCAACUCCGACGCUGACAACGCCGAUAUGGCGGUUCCCGACGAGACUGAGAACAAGCGUCCCCGUCUCGACGACCACCGGGAUGGCCUUGCUAAUGCAAAUGGGCAUCAAGAUGAGCAGGUUGAUGAACCUGGAAAAGAAACAGGGGAAGGAUCCGUUUUGGAGAAUGUCACUCCAGAUGAUGGUCAAGCUGUAUCCAAUGAUCCUUUAGAGGCAACUACUAAUGAACAAAUUUCUGGUGAGAUUGCUGAGGCAGCCGAUGCCAAAGAACUUCGAGUUGAGGACUCUGGGCAGGAAAAUGCUGAGGAGCCAUCUAAAGAAACUGAACAACCAUCUCAGGAUUCAACUGAGCAAGAUGCUUCUUCUGGAGAUAAGCAACCCAAUUCUGCUGACACUCCUUUGCAUAAUGCGGAAGUUCCCUAUGAUAAGCAAGAUGCUGCAGCUGAACAAAAGCAGCUAACAUCCGGGUCUGAGAUAACAACAAGGAAAAUAGAUGUUCCUAACAAUAAGGUUGGUGUACUUAUUGGCAAGGCUGGAGAUACUAUACGGUACUUGCAGUAUAAUUCCGGUGCAAAGAUUCAGAUCACAAGGGAUGCUGAUGCUGAUCCUCACUCUACAACAAGAUCUGUGGAAUUGAUUGGAAGUUUGGAAAGUAUUGAGAAGGCAGAAAAGCUAAUGACUGCUGUGAUUGCAGAGGCUGAUGCUGGGGGUUCUCCUUCACUUGUAGCUAGAGGCCUCUCCCCUGCUCAAGCUACUGUGGGAUCUGAACAAAUUCAGAUACAAGUUCCAAAUGAAAAGGUAGGAUUGAUCAUAGGGAGAGGUGGGGAAACAAUUAAAGGCCUGCAGACCAAAUCUGGGGCACGCAUCCAGUUGAUACCCCAACAUCUUCCAGAAGGGGAUGAUUCUAAAGAAAGAACUGUCCAAGUUACUGGUGAUAAAAGGCAAAUUGAAAUUGCACAAGAAUUGAUAAAGGAAGUCAUGAGUCAGCCUGUCAAGCCAUCAAUUGGCGGUUUUGGCCAGCAGGGCUACCGCCCACCCCGUGGAUCUGGUGGCCCACCCCAAUGGGGUCAACGGGGUUCUCAUUUUGGCCACCCAACUGCAUAUGAUUAUCAGCAUCGUGGGCCUUAUCCCUCUCAUAAUCAACCAUAUGCUCCUCCGCCAUAUGGAAGCUAUGCUCAACAUAUGGCUCCAAGAAGCAGCUUUGGUUCUGGUUGGGAGCAAAGGCCUCACCACAGCUUUCAGGGGCCACCCCCUCACAAUGGUGGUUAUGAUUAUUAUGGAGGGCAAGGGGGUCAUUUACCUGAUGCUCCACCAUCCGCUCAGCUUCCCAGUUCAGCUCCCCCACAUGGUGCUGGUCCUUCACCUUUACCUUCUAUGGGCCCAAACCCAGCUCAGGUCAAUUACAACUAUGGACAGCCACAGGGCCAGGAUUAUGGCCAUCAGGCACCUUAUACUCAGGCAGGAGUUCCUCAACAAGGUUAUGGACAUGGAUAUGAUGAGUCAAAGUUUGAAAAUCGGGCUCCUACUCAACAUCCCUAUGGAGGACAUGUGAAUUCUCAAACAACCUACCCUCAUGCCGGUGCUCAACCCAAUUUUGCUGCACCACAGCAGUAUGGCAAGCCACCAUUAUAUGGCAUGCCAUCUCAGGGACAGCCUCCGCAAUCUUACGGCCAUCCUAGAGCUGCUCAUUCUCAGCCAGGGGACAUGCCAUAUCAAGGUUCUACUCCUGCCCAGUCUUAUGGCACAAAUAUGCCAACACAACAGCCAUACCCAUAUGCAUCAUCUGGGCCAUCACAAGCAGCAUAUCCUACUUAUGGGUCUGCACCAACUGCAGAUGGCUACAAUCAUCCACCACCUGCAUCUGGCCCACUUUAUGCCCAGCCUGGUGGACAAGCCAGUUACGGCCAGCCAGGUGCCCAACCUGCAGCUAGUUAUGCGCAAGUUGGCCCUACUGGUUAUGGAUCAUAUCCUUCACAGCAAACUUACCCUGAGCAGCCAGCUCCUAGUAGUGCGGUUUAUGGCUACCAGGCGCCCCAAGAUCCAGGUUAUAGCAGUGGCACUGCACCGGCAUAUAGUGCAGCACCAAGUGGGCAGCCAGCUUAUGUUCAACCCACGCCUACUCAAACUGGUUAUGAUCAGUCUAACCCACAAUCAGCUGGUUAUACAUCUGUACCAGCAAGUGCUCCAGCUGCAUAUGGCAAGACACUGUCACCUCAGCCUGGGUAUCCGCAAUAUGACUCCACCCAAGUUUAUGGUGCUCCUCGAUGAUGUUUUUGAUAUUGACCACCAAAUUCUCUAGUAUUAGCAUGUCCUAAUUUGAUGAUUUCGUUCGGUGUAACUUGCUUUUAAUUUUCCUGUAAUUUGUAUUGCUUUACCUUAUGAAACGUGAAAAAUAUAAUUUUUCUUAGUGCUCCGAUUUGAUUUCUAAAAUAUUAUUAGAGAAUUAGAAUCUUAACAGAAAAUUAUUCGACAAUUCGAGU
This is a messenger RNA of Abrus precatorius (Indian licorice), 2746 nucleotides long. Its product is annotated as far upstream element-binding protein 1-like. Gene Ontology annotation, biological process: regulation of gene expression. Gene Ontology annotation, molecular function: mRNA binding. The coding region runs from base 141 to 2534 and encodes 797 amino acids. The record is from RefSeq and is a predicted model, not a curated record. The transcript has 8 exons. Lineage: Eukaryota; Viridiplantae; Streptophyta; Magnoliopsida; Fabales; Fabaceae. Gene Ontology annotation, cellular component: cytoplasm.